Messenger RNA from Durusdinium trenchii, 2606 nucleotides. The record is from the annotation of a GenBank genome assembly. NCBI's taxonomy places the organism in Eukaryota, Dinophyceae, Suessiales, Symbiodiniaceae.
GGCCGCUUUGAACCGCGGUAGAUGAAUCAGCAUGGCAGCGCCCGCACUUGCGCUCCUGAAGAAUGCUGAUGGUUAUGAAGAUGUGGCUGCCAGGGUAAAGCCUUCUGCCGAAGCUGCAUGGGACAUCCCGAGUGGCAGCCUUGUCGAGCUUGUGGAGGACUGGGUCGAGUGUGAGUCUGGCAAGCUCCGAGGCUUUAUCAAAGGCAAGAACUUGCCGGCGGUUGCAUCAAGCAACCCUGGGGACUGGUUGGAGGUGCGUGACAGCUAUGCAGGCAACACAGAAACCUGCAUGCGCCGUCAUGCAGAGCAAGAUGCCUCCAAAGGCAACGUGGUGUGCUUCGUCCCAAAUGGGGCGAAAGCUGUUAAGCUUGUGGAAAGAUGGGUUGAGUGCAGGUGGCGUGGUCACAAAAACUUUGUGAAGGCAAGGCAUGUGAAGCCUGCUCCAGCUGGGGCGACAUUGGAGACCGAUGAUACCUUGGGUGCUGCGGCGAAAGGACGAGGAAGCCCAGGCAAAGCCAGGGGUGCGCCGGGACCAAGUCUGAGCGAAUCACCAGCCAAGAAGCUGAAGACAGGUGAUGCUCCGCGGCCGCCAUGUAAGUAUGGUGCUGGGUGCUAUCAGAAAAAUCCGGUUCACCGAGCAAAGUUUUCUCACCCGGGUGACCCUGACUUUGGUGGAGACGGAGGUGCAACAUCUUCGUCCUCCUCGAAGGGGCCGGUGCAUCACCCUAGUGCCGAAGCGGCCGCCGUGGCCUCCUCUGGGAAGCUGGAGGAGAAGGAGGCGAAAGAGACGUCAAAAGAUGCAGAGAUGGUACCAGUGGAGGGGGAUGACAAGCCUGAGAAGCCUGAAGUGCUGGAGAAGGCUGCAGAAGCGCCGGCAGCGCCUGAAGCCGAAGACGGUGUGCCUGAGGCGGAUGUGGCCAUGCCGGCGGCGCCGGCCCCUGCUGCGCCGGCCCCCACUGCACCGGCGGCCCCAGCUGCGCCGGCGGCCCCAGCUGCGCCACCGGUGCCAGCGCCAGCAGGUGCUGCUGGUGCGGCAGAGCCUGCAGCACAUGCAGAAUGUCGAGAUUGUGACUGUUGCUUUGACAACGUCCCAACAACCGAUGGAAUUGGCUGCCCUUCGGGCGAGCACUUCUUUUGCAAGGGCUGCAUGGCCAAUUUCCUGGUCGCGUUCAAGACUGCAGACUAUGCAGAUCAAAAGAAGGCCAAAGGAAGGGCUCUAUGUCCGAUGAAGGACUCCGAGACUCCCUUUGGUGAUUCGGUGCUCGCCGCGGUGGUGCCUCAGGACGUCUUCGACGAGUAUCUGCAAAUUCGCAUCAAGGUGGCCGAGCAAAGCAUCCAGGAGCACUUUGAAAAGGAAAACAGCGCCAAAAUCGAUGAGCUCAAGGAGAAGCUGGCGAAAGCUACCGGCAGCAGCGAGCAACUGGAGCUGGACAAGCACCGGCUCAAGGUCAUAGACGAGAUCUUCACUCUGAAAUGCCCGAGGUGUGCGAUGGCCUUUCUGGAUUACGACAACUGUAGUGCUAUCACAUGCGCUGCCUGCAAGUGCGGCUUCUGCUCCUACUGCUUGGAGGAUUGCGGAAAGGAUGCCCAUCAGCAUUUCUACAAGAACGGCAGCAAGUGUCCACAUGAAGGUUGCUGCUGGGCUGGUGGUGGGUUGCUGGUGGGGUGGCUGCUGCUGCUGCUGCUGCGGCGUGGCCCACUCUUCAUCGCGUACAAUCUGUGGCAAGAGUACCAAAACCGACGCAAGGAGCGUCUAUUGUGUGAGUUCCUUGCGAGCCUGCCGGAGGACACCCGCAAGAAGGUGGCCGACUUGAUAUCUCCAGAUGCAAAGGAUCUGGGGAUUGAGGUGCCCGAGGAUUUGACUGCGGCCAGUUUGGUGCCGGAGGCUCAUGGCAUUCAACGUCUCAAAAUCUCUGUGCCACAGAGGCUCCGGCGCCGCUUACUGGAGCUGAAGAAAGACUGUCCCACUACAGUGGAGCUCAAGAUUCCUGACCCGAAGGAGAAGGUUUGCGUGGGCGGCAUUGGCUUCGGGGCAAUUAUGGCGUUCAAGGCGCUUGGCACAGUGAUGGUAGGUGGAAAGAAGAACUUGGCUGCUCACCUACCUGCAAACCAUCCAGUCAAGAUCGAAGAUGAGUGGGUUUGUUGCAGAGGUGGGAAGAAGAGUGCCAUUCCUGGACAAGGUUUCAUCAAAGCGCGGCAUGUGACCGGACCUCUGACGCCAGGGAAGAAGGCCACCCUCUUGGAAGCCAAUGGGCAUGGCAGCGUCAUGGUUCGGAAGAAUGCCGUGCAGGAUGAAGGGAAGAAUGCCCUGGGCUUCCUGGAUGACGGAAUGCAGGUCGAGGUGAUGACCCACUGGUUCGAGUGCAGUUGGGAAGGAGCAGGACCAUCCAAGCGCGGUUUCAUUCAGGCUCAAUGCAUCCCGGAGAACGACGUUAGCCUAAAGGGCCCCACGGAGGACUGUUCUGCUGCUUUGACCAUGCUCCAGGAGAAGUUGGGCAUUGAAAUUGAAACCUUUUCAUUAGGUGGUGGAAAGCCCAAAGCAAAAGCGAAGGCCAAAGCGAAAGGAAAAGCCAAAGCAAAAGCGUAGGCUCCUUGCCAGGAGAAAA